AUGGCCUCAGCUUUCAAAAAUUAUCAGCCGUACGAGCCAUUGAUUCCCCGCACUUCAACGACGUUAGUGAGGUUUUUGACAACACGAAUUAAUGAGACGUAUCGCGUCUGUGAUAAGAAGCCACAAAUAAAUGGGGAGAACUCUUUAACAGACCCUUUUGAGUCUUGUCACAACUACGGAUUAGACAACGAAAAAAACGAAUUAAUUGUGUAUAGGGGGAUGACACUCGGGACUUUCAAUUCUUUUGAAGGGAUGUUAUUCUCAAUGGACAAAGAUGUUUGUACAAAAUACAAAGUCAUUGACCGGCUUGGACAUGGCACUUUUGGUCAAGUCUUCAAGUGUUGGGACAUCAAGAACGAGAAAUUUGUUGCAGUAAAAAUCCUCAAGAACAAGAAGGCGUAUCUCCGACAAGGUCUCUUAGAGUGUGCUGCCCUAACUAUGUUAAACACUUACUUUGAUAGUGGGUGUGAACGCAUAGUGAAAAUGUAUGACCACUUCAUGUUUUGUGACCAUCUCUGUAUUGUGUUCGAGUUAUUAGAUAAAAAUUUGUAUCAGUACUGCAAGCUGCAUAGAAACAGUGGAAUCAAGUUACAAACGAUCCAACAAAUGAUGACGGAAUUAUUAGAAUCUGUUUCGAGUUGUUGUGAGUCUGGGAUCAUUCAUUGCGAUGUGAAGCCGGAGAACAUCUUGAUGGGGGAGAAUGGCGAAUUGAAGUUGAUUGACUUAGGAAGUGCAUGUUUUGAGAAUUACACGUUGUACACGUACAUCCAGUCUCGUCAUUACCGAGCCCCUGAAAUCGUGUUUAACAUGAAAUAUACCAAUGCGAUAGAUAUGUGGAGUGUGGGGUGUAUUAUAGCGGAAAUGUUUUUAGGUGUUCCAUUGUUUCCAGCGAGUAGUGAAUAUGAUUUAAUAGCUCGGUUUGUUGAAACUGUUGGGAUGCCCUCAGACGACUUUUUGUUGACGGGGAAGACUUCAAUGAAAUUUUUUAAAGAAGUCAAACGGACUGGGAAAUUCCGAUUGAAAGAGUCUUUUGAGUAUGAGUGGGAAAAUAAUGUUCGACUCCCACCUCACAAGAACUACUUGUACUAUGCAAAGUUAAGUGAUAUCAUAAUGAAGAACCCAAUGAAACUGAAUUUGGAUAUUAAAGAGAAUAAUGUGGCUAUUAGAGAAUGCUUGUUGGACUUAUUGAAAAGACUCUUAGUCUAUGACCCCUCUUCGAGACUCACGCCGGGACAAGCUUUAGCUCAUCCUUUUUUUACUUCACAGAAUAUAAGCGAAGUAACACAAAGCGACUUGGCUAAUUGGGUGCCUCCAGAAAGAGAAUUUCCAUUCAAAAUAUAUGGGCAUUCAGUCUCUUCAUUCCCUACCGAUAUGAUGAACGACGCGUUCGCCGGAGAGAUCGUUAUCGAUAAGAAACUGUCCAAUGCAGAGUACUAUAACAUAUUUUUCAAGCUUCUUCAGUCGGGUCACGUCGCAAAUGUCACCAUCGACAACCCAUUCGAAUAUGGCAGUGUCACACCACGACAAUUCUCCUCUGUCUUCGACCCCACAACGUCUGCACCGUUAUGCACACCACGAAGGGAAGUCACACCAAGGAAAAUCGCGUUGCAACAACUUCCACGGUCGAUGUCGGCGUCAACCUCUUCUAUCCAACACAAAGAAGAAAGCUUAAUUCGUCCAAAACUGAAGACUAGUGUCAUUUGUGUGAAAAAGCAAGACAAGGAAGAGAAGAAAGACCCAGAACAAUCAGCUUAA
This is a messenger RNA of Entamoeba invadens IP1, 1755 nucleotides long. RefSeq names its product serine/threonine protein kinase ppk15, putative. The transcript is spliced from 4 exons. The record is from RefSeq and is a predicted model, not a curated record. Lineage: Eukaryota; Evosea; Mastigamoebida; Endamoebidae. Gene Ontology annotation, biological process: peptidyl-serine phosphorylation; peptidyl-threonine phosphorylation. Gene Ontology annotation, molecular function: ATP binding; protein serine/threonine kinase activity; protein tyrosine kinase activity. The coding region runs from base 1 to 1755 and encodes 584 amino acids. Gene Ontology annotation, cellular component: cytoplasm.